AUGAGGCUCCCUUCUUUACCCGUUCUCUCGUUCCUGCUGGGCACGGCGCUGGCCGCCACCAGCAACGCCGAAGCUGGUCUUCUUUCCAAUGGGAAAGUCUCCCUCGGUGACUGGAAGUCCGCCCACGAAAAGGCCACCCAAUUCGUGGCCAAACUCAACACCACCGAGAAGAUCAAGCUCAUCACCGGCAGCAGUGUGACUACCACUGAUGGCGAGACCUUCACCGCGCUCGAUAUCCUUGACGGUGAUAUGGGGGCGCAAGCCUACUACUACGUCUCGGCGUUUAGUCUGUCGUCUGCGUUGGCCAUGACCUGGGAUAAGGACGCCAUGUAUGCGCAGGGCAGAGCUGUGGCAGCCGAGUUCUACGGCAAGGGUAUCCAGAUGGUGGCUGGACCGACUUCGCAGCCUCUCGGCCGGACUCCCUGGGGUGGUCGUCUUGUUGAGAGCUUCGGGCCUGACCCCUAUCUGAAUGGGAUUGCGACGGGGUUGGAAACUAGGGCUUACGCGGAUGUUGGUGUCAUUGCCGGUGCUAAGCACUUCAUCCUCAACGAGCAGGAGACUAACCGUACUAGCAGCGGAGGUGGAGGAGGUGGCGGUGCGCCUGGAGGCACUGGGAGCAUGGGAAGCGGAGGUCCUGACUCCAGCUCAGACUCGCCCAGUAUGUUUGCCACAAGCUCGGCAGGAGCCAUGCCAUCCGCCUCAUCUGCACCAGGAGCUGCUGCCUCGUCCUCACCCGGUGGUGCUGGGAUGGGUGGCGCCAUGUCCUCGUCUUCGUCGUCAUCCUCCAGUGCCCCCUACUCGUCCAACGCUGAUGACAAGACCCUGCAUGAAACGUAUCUCUGGUCCUUCUACGAUGCCGUCCACUCCGGCCUUGGUGGUAUUAUGUGUGCCAUGACAAAGGUCAACGGUACUCUUUCCUGCGAGAGUUCCACCCUCCUAAUGGACCUCCUCAAGACCGAGCUUGGAUUCCCUGGCAUGGUGUGGCCCGACACCAACGGCCAACAGGAUGCCCUGGAGUCUGCUGCCAAUGGACUGGACUAUGGCUCGUCGAGUCUCUGGACCGACUCUACAAUUGAAGGAUACCUCGAGAGCAACAACCUCACGGAAGCUCGCCUGAACGACAUGGCCAUUCGCAACCUGAUGGGAUACUACUAUGUGAACCUCGACAACGGCACCCAGCCCGCGACUGCUGAUCAGGAUGACUAUGUGGACGUGCGUGCAAACCACGCGAAGCUGAUCCGCUCCCAUGGCUCCAAGUCGAUGGUUCUCCUCAAGAACAAGAACAACACCCUGCCCCUCAACAAGCCGCACAAGAUGGCCAUCUUUGGAUCUCAUGCACGCGCCGCCAUUGCCGGCCCCAACCUCCAAUUCAGUGUUGAGGGCUCGGGCCCUACAUACGACGGCCAUAUUGCUACCGACUCUGGCUCUGGCCAGGCCUCGCUGCCCUACCUCAUCACCCCGGAGAACGCGCUGAACAUCAAGGCCAGCCAGGACGGCACGAUGCUCCGCUGGGUCUCCAACGACACGUACUCUUCCUCCAGUGGGUCAACGCUUGUCAUGCAGGGGUCGUCCAGUACCUCCGUCACCCCAUCUAUCAGUGCCUACUCCGAGAACAUGGACGUCUGCCUCGUCUUCAUCAACGCCUUUGCCGGCGAGGGUGCGGACCGUACGGAGCUGCGCAACACCGACCAGGACGAUCUCAUCAAUGAAGUUGCCGAGAACUGCGACAAUACCGUCGUCGUGAUUAAUACCGUCGGUGCCCGCAUCCUCGACAGCUGGAUCGAGCACGAGAAUGUCACGGCCGUGCUGUACGGCAGUCUGCUUGGCCAGGAAUCCGGCAACUCCAUCGUUGAUGUCUUGUACGGCGAUGUCAACCCCAGCGCCCGUCUGCCCUACACCAUCGCGAAGAACGAAUCAGACUACAAUGUGGAGAUCUGCUACACCGCGCAGUGCAACUUCACCGAGGGCAACUAUAUUGACUACCGCUACUUUGACGCCUACAAUGUGACGCCUCGCUAUGAGUUUGGCUUUGGGCUGUCGUACACUGAGUUUGAGUACGAGAACCUCCACAUUCAGGGUCCCUCUGCGCUGUCGAAGUACCCGACCGGCCAACUUGCCGUCGGUGGGUAUGAGGAUCUGUGGGAUACCGUGGCGAAGGUUACUGUUACCAUUCAUAACACCGGCUCGCUGGAUGGUGCCGAGGUGCCUCAACUCUACAUCUCGUAUCCUGAUGCCGCAAAGCAGCCCGUCCGCCAACUGCGUGGUUUCGAGAACGUCCAUAUUAAGAAGGGCAAGCAGGCCAAGGUGACCUUUAGCUUGCGCCAGCGCGAUAUCUCGUACUGGGAUGUUGAGGCGCAGAAGUGGGCGGUUGCUCCGGGCAAGUAUGCGGUCUCGGUUGGGGCCAGUUCGAGGGAUCUUAGGCAACAUGGGUCUUUUGUUGUCAAGACCAAGGCUUGA
Aspergillus mulundensis is the source of this 2457-nucleotide messenger RNA. RefSeq names its product putative beta-glucosidase D. The record is from RefSeq and is a predicted model, not a curated record. The transcript has 3 exons. Bases 1 to 2457 code for a protein of 818 amino acids. Lineage: Eukaryota; Fungi; Ascomycota; Eurotiomycetes; Eurotiales; Aspergillaceae. Gene Ontology annotation, molecular function: beta-glucosidase activity. Gene Ontology annotation, biological process: glucan catabolic process.